UGUAAAGAACAUAGUUCAUUACAAAGCAGUGGGCUCGAGUCUGUGAUGCUCUUCAAGUUAGAACUGUAUCACAGACAUUCAUCCUGGGAAAUACGGGAAUGCUUCAUAAAGAGGUUCAAAACAAGUUCUUACCCUAAAAAAGCAGGUUUUACUUUGCAUAACUAGUAUUCCAAACGUGUUUACCAAGGUGUAAGAGUCAAACAUACCGUUAAAGAUCUUCUGGCUGAGAAAAGAUCAAGGCAGACAAAUGUACCAAGGUUUAAUAGUGGAUCUAACAGCACACAGCCAGCUUUUGUCCAAAUGUCAGGUUCACAAAUGCUGUCUGGGUUCUAUGGUAUGAGACGGUCCUUCUUAUCAGAUUCAGAAUUUUCACACUGUCAUACAACCAAACAGUUUGCUUCUGAUGUCUAUUCUACAUCUUUGGGAGGAAAACCUCUGACAUGUGAGGCUUCAUCCAUGUCCGGAUACUCCUCACUAAUAGACACCUACUAUCCAGAGCCUUUUGGAGACUAUCGCACCAGUUCUUUCUCAACAGGAAGCAGUCCAAUCUUCUCAACAUCUGCAUUACCGUCACUGCUACCUCCCUUUUCUGGAGAAUCGACUCAUUUUCUAUUGCGAGACACUUGGGAACAGACAGUGCCUGAGAGUGCUACCCAAACAGAUGGCCUUUGUUCAGAUACAAUCUCUUCAAUCCCAUCCAACAAUAGCUUGACUAGCCAAGAAUCUGGAAGCCCCUCUCAACACAGAGCCUCAAGCAGAAAUACAAGCAUUGGAAAUUCUCAGUCCUACGCUUUGCAUUCCCUCGAGGAUGUCCAUUACCCUGCCACAUACCCAGGAUCCUCAAGUUAUUCCUGCCCACCUUAUAUGACAAUUCCAAGUGAUCUCCCAUCCAAGAUAUCCCACCUAGCACCCGAAGGUUCUGAAAAUCAAGCAUCAGCUAUUAACGACACCACUCCGUCUUGGGCGAAAGAUGAUGGAAAUGGGACAUGGUCACCAUAUGACAUUAGGAGGGCAUAUUAAUGAGAAUUAAAUAAGGAUUUUGAAAGUAUCUGCUGGUAAAUCAACACAUUUUCAAUGAAAACAUGAAGUAUAUAAAGAUAAAAAAAAUCAAUUUUUCUUUAACACUGUGAGAUAUAAGUUAACUCAUAUACAAAUGAUACACUUUUCUUGUUUAUUACUAGAUAUAUAUUUUUCCCUACAAAAAUUACAAAGCUUCGGGACUCCUUAUUAUGUUAUAAUUAUUGGAAGACACGUUUCCAUUUUCUGAACAGCAAAAAUGAAAACUAGUAUACAUUUAUUAUAUUGUGAUUUCUAUCACUAGAUUUUAUCAAUUUAAAAUUAACCAUGAAUCCCAUGUCAAUAAAAAAGGAGACAUUUGUAAAAUCCAUGCAUUUUGAUACCAGUUUAACCUUUCGCAUUUGAUAUUACAUGAACUGUUUAUUUUCUAGGGACUGGAAUGAAUAAUCUCUUAAUUUUUGUUAUUCUUGUGCUUUGACAUCAAAAUUUAAAAUCAUUUGAUUUCUUUUUAUUGUUAACAGACCUUUAUUCUUAUUCCUCAUGGCUAAAUACCAAAUAAGUGAUAUUUAAGUGCAGUUAGUUUUUUUUUUUUUUUCUAACAGAAGUUGUAAUUUUGCUUUAUUAUAUUUUGAUGGGAAUAGAACAAACACCUUUCGUUGGUUUACAGAUGUAUGUGAUAUAAAGGAAAAUACUUACUGUAAACAAAAUACACCAUUAGUGGAUUGUGAGUGCGAUAUGACAAAAAGUGAAGGAAUCCCCGGGAAGUAUGAAUGUUUCGACUGGUGCAACAAUAGUUGCUAAGAACAGUUCUUGCAGCUGUAGUUCAGCUGCUUGACGGUUUUCUGGCAAUACUGCAUUUACAAUGAAGGCUUAUUGUUUUAUUUGUUUAUUCAAGUUUAUUGAAUUUUGCUUUCACAUUUAAGAGCUUAUAAAAGUGACGCAGUCACUUCUGCUAGACAGCAAAAAUAUACAGUAUAUAGUAGAUUUAGUAUUAACUAUAAAAAACAAACUAUUUUUGUGUUAUACACAACACUGUAAGGGUGUCAAGCCAUUUAAAAAAAAGUCCAAAUAUGUUAAUUUCUAGACCAAAUUCAAGGGUGCAUUAAGUCAUGAAAAUGGGCUUUUUCGAAAUUUGAGUAGAAAAUAAUGCAAACUCAUGGUACUGAUAUACUCCUAAAAGAUGACUGAUCAAAUCUUACCACAAACUGUAAUAAGACCCUACUUAUUCUUUUGAACAGUAGUAUGAGUACAUAUGUUUACUGUAUGUUAAAAUAAGCAUUUGUUCUUAUACCAUUUCAAACACUAUGAAAUGCUCUGAAUAUUGAAGUACUUAAAUGUAAAUUAAGUAUUAUUUAAAUGGGAAGCAUUACAGCAUGGGUCCUUGGUUAGUACUUCUAAUAAUAAUAAUUCCAUCCAUCCAUUAUCCAACCAGCUAUAUCCAAACAUAGGGUCACGGGGGUCUGCUGG
Messenger RNA from Polypterus senegalus (gray bichir), 2484 nucleotides. RefSeq lists its product as uncharacterized. The coding region runs from base 301 to 1020 and encodes 239 amino acids. The transcript is spliced from 5 exons. Gene Ontology annotation, molecular function: DNA binding; POU domain binding. The record is from RefSeq and is a predicted model, not a curated record. Lineage: Eukaryota; Metazoa; Chordata; Cladistia; Polypteriformes; Polypteridae.